Astyanax mexicanus (Mexican tetra) is the source of this 3959-nucleotide messenger RNA. It is a transcript of the gene sytl1, whose product is annotated as synaptotagmin-like 1. The transcript is spliced from 14 exons. Gene Ontology annotation, molecular function: small GTPase binding; neurexin family protein binding. Bases 16 to 1626 code for a protein of 536 amino acids. The record is from RefSeq and is a predicted model, not a curated record. Gene Ontology annotation, cellular component: exocytic vesicle; plasma membrane. Gene Ontology annotation, biological process: intracellular protein transport; exocytosis. Lineage: Eukaryota; Metazoa; Chordata; Actinopteri; Characiformes; Acestrorhamphidae.
UGAGCUGAGCUCGAUAUGGAGGAGGAAGCUGAUCUGCUGGAUUUGGCUCACCUGACCGAGGUGGAACAGACCAUGAUUUUAAACGUUCUGCUGAGGGAUGCUGAGUUACGGCAGCGGGAGGAGGGCAGGAUCAGCAAGCUUGGGCAGGUAGAAUCGGACCCUGUGCGUCUGCGCUCCCUCAGUGGGACCUGGUUUACUGAAGAGCGCGCCAAACGGCAUCAAAGCAGAGGGGCUGACAUUAUCCACGCCUCCAUACGACGCAAAAAACGGGGCAAAGAUACGCUUGUGAUGUCGGUGUUUGAGGAUAAGGAGGAACAGAAUUUGUCGGAGAAUCAGGAAGAAAGCGCAGUAGAGGACACAGCAGAUCUAAAAGAAACAGAAAUCGUGGAAAAAGAAACUGAAACUGAGGAGGAAGAAAAGAGAGAGAGUCCCAUCCUCAUUGUGGCCCCUGAACCACGGCCCAGGAGGAAACGUGUCCCCAAGAAAAAUGAAGAGAACACAGAAGGUAGUUCAGGAGUUGAAGAAAGUGUUGCAGAUUCGGAUGUUGUGAAUGACAGAGUUCUACAGAAUGCCUCUCCAACACUGCUGGUGGACUCAGAGGGUGAUAUUGACUCUGGCAGCACUGAACUGGCUGACACCAGAUUUGGCUCAAUUAACAGCCUGCACUCCAGUCAUAUGAUGAGUGGAAGUCUGAUGAGUCUGUACAGUGUGGGGGAUUUCGGAGGUGUAACAGUGACUGGGCGAAUUCAGCUCUCUCUGCAUUAUGAUCCCAAGAAGGAGGAACUCCAUGUUCGUGUGUGUUGUUGUCAGGACCUGGCGCCAGCACGUAAUAACCGCUCUGACCCGUAUGUGAAAGUGUACCUCCUCCCAGACAACACGUCUCGCAGUAAAAAGAAAACCGCAGUAAAGAGGAAAACUCUGAAUCCUGUCUACGAUGAGACGCUUAAAUAUAAAGUGCGUAAGUCGGAGCUGCAGGCGCGUGUACUGAGCGUGUCCGUGUGGCAUAUGGAGCGUGUGCGGAGGAAUCUCUUCCUGGGGGAGGUGGAGGUGGGACUUGACCAGUGGGACUGGGGGCGAAGUCAACCAACCUGGUAUUCCUUACAGCCCAGGGUACAAAUGAAUCCGGAUGCUAUCAUCAGCAGAGGAACAAUCUUAUUUUCAAUGAAAUUCAUACCGCCUGGCUCUGAAGGAGGAGGCUUCCCUCUGACUGGUGAAUUGCAUAUUUGGUUAAGGGAAGUGAUUGGGCUCCUUCCUCCAAAACGUGGCAUUCCCAACACCCAUGUGAAAAGUGUGGUUUUGCCAGAUGAGAGUGGUGUUAGUGGGCAGCAGACGCGGGUGGUCCGGGGAUCAGUCAGUCCCGUGUUCAACCACACCAUGGUGUACGACGGCCUGCAGUCCAGCGACCUCUUGCAGGCCUGCGCUGAGAUCACUGUGUGGAACUCCUCUAACUGCCUGGGAGGAGUGCGCCUCAGCACAGGCUCAGGUGUGAGUUAUGGUCAGAAGGUUUGCUGGAUGGACUCCACUGAAGAGGAGAUCAGCGUGUGGAACACAAUCAUCGGGAACCCAAACAGCUGGGUGGAUGCUGCACUGCCCGUCAGAACCAGCCUCCAGCUGUGCUCAGAGUAGUGCUACAUCUGUGUGAGGAACUUUUGUCCAUCCUCUCUAAUGUUUCUAAAACAUUUCCCAUGACAACUUAGGAGUCACUGAAACAUAAUUGAGAAAGGACUGUCCAGGGCAGUUCUCCACUAUGACUAUGUGAUUGAAGGUAUUACCUGAGCAGAAAUGGACAUCAAUAGGGAGGGAUUAGACUUUAUACUGUGAUCAGCCAUAACACUAGCAUCAUUAAUGGGUGGAAUCUCAAAAGAGUUGUAUAUUUUAUGCAGCAAGGGAGCAGUCAAAUGACAGGUCAGGUGUUGAUGUGUCAAUUGAAGAAUGCCAGCCACUUUGACAAGGCCAAACAUGGUUCAGCUUGUCCAAAACAGCAGUUCUGAGUAUGCAGUGAAUAGUAUCUAUUAAAAGUGUUUCAAGAAAGGAACCAUCUGUGACCCUUAAACACCUAAGGCUCAUUGAUAUGAUCCAUUGAGGACUUAAAGACUUUGUUUCCAACUUCUCUGUGCAAGAUGCCACGGGACACCUUUAGAGAUCUCAUGGAGUCUAUGCCUCAGAUACUCUAGAUACUAGAUCUGUUGUGGCAGCAUAAAUCAGUAUUAGGUUGGUGGUGCUAAUGGUAUGGCUGAUCAAUGUAACUAAAGGACCAUUCAAAUGAUCCAAUGAAUCCAAAUCAUUUUGGAAUCUGCAGACUUUUCAGUCAAAAUAAGCAGGAUUUUUUUUAUUAAUAGUAAAUAUUAAAAAGUCUCUCCUAGACAUGGCAUAACACAUCAAGCCUGGUUUCUCAGGGGGUCCUGGAGUAGUUUUCUCUUUUAUGGGGUCUCCUCUGUGAUUUUAUUCCCAUCUGGAACAACUAAUGUAUGUGUUUUUCUCAGACGUCCUCUGAGAAAAUUACAGGCUGAAUUACCUACUGUUUUGCGCUGAACUCCACGGUCCUCCAGUAAUUUUAUUUUUGUCCGGACGCACAUCUCUAAAAUAGCUAUUUGUCCACUGCUACACACCGCAAUUACACUUCGGACGCGUGUUUUCACAGAGAUCCACUUCAACACAACAGCCAGUGCAAAUGGAGGAGUUACUGAACGUUAUGUCACCUGACCGAGAAAGCCAAAAAAAACUCACUGAUUAUCCUGUUUUUUUUUUAUUACAGUCCAAAUGCAAGAAAUUUAUCACUGAGCAAAAGUAUAAAAUAUUUUUUUUACAGAUGGCCCCCUGUGAAAAAAAAUCACGUAGGGCUUAAGACUGAAUAAAAUAUCUGACUGUGUUCCCAGUUAAACAGCCGUUAAAUUAUCAGAAUAAAUUAAUAAAAGUUAUUAAAUUAAUUUUGAACCUAAGAAAUGUCAAAUGUUCUAAGGUAUAAGAGGAAAAUACUUAUAUAAUAUUUAAAUAUUUAAAUAAUUUAACAGCAAUUAAAUCCCUCCAACCAAAAAACAUACCAACAAAAUCUUCAUUUAGGGAAUAAUUAUUUCUUUUUUUCCUAAUUUGAUCAACUUUUAACACAUUAGUUUAUUAAUGAAAGCACUAAAUAAUAACUUAAAAUACUAAAGAAAACUGCUGAUGUUUCCCAAAAGGCAGAAAUGGUUGAUGUAUGCUUUUUUGGUUGGAAAGGCUCAAUUAACUGCAAAUGUUUGUUCACUAGUGAGCUCCGUGUUUCAUUUUUAAUGGCACAGCCUCCAACAUGAAACGGAAGGACUUUGUUACUUUUUUUUUUUUUUUAAUCUUUGUCUGUGUCUCUCGGUGUUAAAGGGUUAAAGUAUUCUGUAAAUGUAUGUAUGUCUAUAGCACUUCAGUAAUAUACUGCAAUUGUUUACCAUUUGUUACAUUCCUAAUUUGGUAAAUGCAUAUUUUAUAAAUAUCUCAGCACAAAUGUGGAAUGAUGUAAAUGAUUGCCUACAUUUAUAUUUUAACAGCUUCUACACUUCUGAUGCACAUGGCAAACAUUGUGCCUGAAUUCAGGUUUAUGAUAUCAGGUUAAAAAUCACGAAUAGUGAACAGUGUCUUUUUCUGUUGUGAUUGAUGCAGGGUUUGUUUCCUUUUUAGUCAAUAUCUGUACACGUGGAAGUUCCACUCCAUAUGUCCUAAGGCUGCAGGGCUGGGGCGUUCCCAAUGAUGUGGUGGCAGAUUUUAUAUGCUGGCCUUACCCUUCGCUAGACUGAGGGUGCUCUUGUGCAAUAAUGGAGAGAUCUGAAGCUUCUUCUACUUUAACUAAACUUGCAAUUGGCCAAGAACAAAACUGGGAACUGUGGGGGAGGGGUAAAGAUAAAUGUUGAACAUAGUUGUUGUUAUUGAAAUAACAGAUUUUGUAACUGAAAAUGUAUAGUUUAUGAAAUAAACAUAAUUUUAAUCAUGUUUAA